Daphnia magna is the source of this 1475-nucleotide messenger RNA. RefSeq lists its product as uncharacterized. The record is from RefSeq and is a predicted model, not a curated record. The transcript has a single exon. Bases 303 to 1445 code for a protein of 380 amino acids. NCBI's taxonomy places the organism in Eukaryota, Metazoa, Arthropoda, Branchiopoda, Diplostraca, Daphniidae.
UCCAUCCCGAGAUAAGUCACCCACAGCCAUCUCCUUCCAAUCGCAAUGACGUAUAGAGAAGAUAAGGUCUGCUGCUUCACCUGGCUCUUUAUCCUGUACCUAUAACUUCAACGUGAAUUCGAGUCCAGUGUAGUGGACAAAGCGCUCCCUUGCCAAUCAGCACAUCGCCCCAUAGGCACUAGUUCACGCCUAAAACCCACUUAACCCAUUCUCUUAAAAAGAGUGAAAAUUAUAGCGGCAGUUGUCACUGGAUUGGGGAUAGUUUCUAGUGUGUAAAGUCACCAACAUAACAACAACAAAGAAUGUCAUCGAGCAAAAGUGGUGCCAAAGGUGGUGGCAAGUUCACUCACAAAUUGUACUUUGAUCCUAGAGCCGAUCAAUCAGACACUGGUGGCUAUUGGAUUACAGAUGACCAACUUCGCCAAAAAUUGGCAAACUUAAUUAACACCGAAGAAAGGAUCCAAAAGGUCUCCGUCUACAGCAAUCCGCUUUCUUCGUGGCAAGCAACGAACGGACUGCUUUAUCACGCGUUUAUUGUAAUGGAAACGAACGAUUGGUGGUGGUCGAUCGAGAAAAACACUGAAGACAUCACGAUUCAACGCUCGAAGAACCUCGAGAGUGUUCGUGACAUGUACCAAAGGACGAAACGGACGACUGGUUGGACUUCGUCGACAAAAAUCAGGGAGAAUGAAACAACCGUAGGCGGUAAUACAACAAUCAAAGAACUUAUCAACUACAUUUGGAGGAAAGAUUGUUUAAACAACGUUUACCAUCUUCUUGAUGAAAACUGUAAAAAAUUUGCUGCUAUGGUUUUUGAUCGCAUCAAAUCACCAAACAAUGAUCAAGUCUAUUUUGACGAGGCUGCCGAUCAACCCCGAUCUACAACAAGUAGUUGCUACAUGAGCGUGGACAAAGUGUUCAGCGAAGUGCAACGUUUAAGCGCUUCAGAGACUUUUACUCAAUUAGAGAUUUAUAAAGUGCCAUUAAGUUCAUGGAAAAUCCCAGAUUUUUAUGUGCCAGGCUUUUUGGCUUUCCUCUUUAUACAAAUAUCUGAAUUCUUUUCGCAUCAUUACUUUGGGAUUUUUGAAACGGACGAGGGAACUUACUGGUCGUUUGAACGAUUACCGACUCGUUUCACCAUUCAGCGAGCCAGAAAUAAAGACAUCCUUUUGAAAGAAUGUCAACGGAAUUCACGCGACACUUUGCUCUCCAAAACAAAGUUGGUAAAGUCAGAUGUUGCCGUGAGGCAAAAUAUGAAUGCAGUAUUGGACUUUAUCUGGAAAAAGGACAACAUGGACAUAUUUUAUAUGCCCGCAGAAUUGUGUGGCUUGAUAGCUUUGCAAAUCUACGAUCAAUUGAAAAGGAAAAAUGUCUUUCUUUCAAGCACAACUAACACUAAUGCAAUAAAAUUUGCACUGUCCCAGAAAUUCUUUAGCAACAACUGAGCUUUAAUACAAACUAUGAGCUGUUCCUAA